Molecule: messenger RNA, 897 nt
Organism: Lindgomyces ingoldianus
Lineage: Eukaryota; Fungi; Ascomycota; Dothideomycetes; Pleosporales; Lindgomycetaceae
Product: NAD(P)-binding protein
Exons: 4
Coding region: 1-897 (298 amino acids)
Biological process (GO): steroid biosynthetic process
Molecular function (GO): 3-beta-hydroxy-Delta5-steroid dehydrogenase (NAD+) activity
Source: RefSeq, a predicted model, not a curated record
AUGGAGGCGAUUUGCCAGCAAAAUACCUUGGGUACCAUCCUCGUCACAGGAGGUAACGGCGUCGUUGGCUCGCGUGUGGUUGAUGCCGUUCCGGCCGACUGCCGGCCAGUCGCUCCCUCCAAGAUACAGCACCACGCGAACUAUUUGGCGACAAAGCAGAUUCUAGAAGCCGCUCGACAGCAUCAUUCCAUACGCGCUGUAGUCUAUAAAAGCUCCGUCGAGGCAGUUGUGCUUGGACCUGGGUUCAACAGACAACCUCAGACGGAAGAAGAAGCAACAUUGAAUGGCCUCAAAUCCGGAACAAGCGCUUACGCAAGGACCAUAGGUACAGCGGACGCACUCACGCAUUUUGAGAACUGCGAUGGCAACUACCAGGGUAUGCUGCUUACUACAUGUCUCCGAAUCGGGGUUCUGUAUGGCGAACGAGACGAGAAGACCACUGCCGAGAUAUUGAAGCUCGUCAAUACAUUUGGGGCCCGCGUCCAGAUUGGCCCAAACAACGCUGUACACGAUUGGGUAUAUACACAGAACGCUGCAUUGGCCAAUGUUCUAGCAGCAAAAGCCCUCCUUAGAGAGACCAGCCAAGCUAUCGAUCUUGGAAUCAAUGGCGAAGCGUUCUACAUCACCGAUGGAGGACCAAUGCUAUUCUGGGAUUUUCCAUCCACAAGAAUUAUCAAGGUUCCUUUUGGGGUUGUCCUGUUCUUUGCUGCAGUGGGAGAACGGACAUAUAAUAUCUUUACCUUUAGGAGAAAGACGCUGAAAAUGAGUCCUCAUCAUCUCGACUUUACGAGAAAAGGCUAUUGGUUUUCUAUUGACAAGGCGAGGGUUCGGCUAGGGUAUAAGCCAAUCCGUGAUACCGACGAAGGUAUUCGCAGGAGUGUCACAUGGUUUCGGUAA